This is a messenger RNA of Cinara cedri, 5562 nucleotides long. NCBI's taxonomy places the organism in Eukaryota, Metazoa, Arthropoda, Insecta, Hemiptera, Aphididae. The record is from the annotation of a GenBank genome assembly.
AGAAAAUGUAAUAAUAUAAUUGAUAAGAGAGGACUUAUGAAUUAGCUAUGUUUUUUUGAACCGAGUGACUACAACCACUUACUAGUAACAUUGAUUUUUGCAAAACACAAUUACAGAAUUAUCGAUUGUGCUUCAUGCGAUCGAAAUUGAAAGUUCAGUUAAUUUUUAAAAUUUCUUAAUAUGAAAUAGGUACCCAUUUUUAAUGAAAAGAGAAAUUGUGUGUUAUUUGUAGUCGUUUCCUCAUCCAUUAAACAUAAUAUUGCUUAGGACGUAGGUAGGUAUUAAUAUUAAAUUCAUUUAUCCGCAAGAUUGUUUACAGUGACCUCAAGUUGUAGGCUAUUUAUUAUUUGUUUAUUAAUCAAGGUUGUCUUAAGUGAAAAUUUGUCACUUGACUCGAAACGCACACACACACAAAAAAAAAAGGAAUAACUAUGAUAUCAAAAAUUAAUGCAGCUAUCAAACAAAACGAUUUUCAACAAGUAAAAAUAUUAGUCGAAGCUAUUAUUGAAGAAGUAAGUGACAUUUUGGAAGUAUUUAGUACACAUAUGUGUUCUUAAUAUCUACAUUGUUUGUAGCACAAGGAUACAUUUGUUUUUGAUGCUCUUCACGCUAACGAAACGUUCAAAGAGUUGUGGGAAGUUAUGUUCCUGUGUUUGACGGCAGACACUAAUAAAUAUAUUUACAAACAAUGUUUAAUGUGCAUUCGACUUUUGAGGUAAAGCACGCGAUCACCAUGUAUGACAUCAUAAUAAUAUAGUUGAUUUGUUAAAUUUUAAUAUAAAAACAAAUUUUUAAAUCUCAUUAAAUUUCAUAGUGUUUGCAUAAUAAGCAUUUGUCUAGUUAUUAAAAAUAAUUAUGUAGUUAACUUGAGUUAUUAGAUAGUUGCAAAAUACAAAAAGUACUCAAUAAAUUACUAUAUUUUAAAGGAAUUGGAGCAUGAACUAAACAGUAUAACUACACAAUUUUUGUGACAUCGAUACUAAUUAGUUGUAUACGAGUUAGAAGAAGAAAAUUAGUGUACUCAAUCUGUCAUCAUCUUAUAUAAUUUAAAUAUGUGCAUAAUCCAGUAAAAAUCGAAUAAAUAAUAAUGUGAUUUUUUAGAGUAUUACCAAUCUUGGGUACAUAUCAAAUAACCAUUAAGGCUGUUACUUACAUAAUACUAACAUUUUAGAAAAAUUUAUUUCUUGAAAUAUUAAAAAAUAAAAUCAUGGGUUGAUGUUAAAAAUGAUAAGUCGAUUAAAUUGGAAAAAUACCAAAAAGUGUCAACAGUUUUUAUAAAAAUAAAUAGAAAGUAUAAAAAAAAAUUGGACAUACUUUGCACGAUGGGUGGCCAUUGUUGUGAGAAGUUGGGAAGGUAAAGAUGAAAUUUAAUGUAUAUCUGUACGCAAUAAUUAAUGAUUGCUAAUGAAAAAUUAUUUCUAGCCAAGUAGUACCAUCCGAGUCAAAUUUCCUUUCAGGCACUUUAUUUGAAAAUCUGAGCAAAAUUUUAGGUAGAAGUUGUUUACAGGAAGAAAAAAAAACAUCACUGUAAAACCAAUACGUUUCUCGCUCCUCUCAGAAUCUAAAAUAAUUGAGAAAUAAUAAUUAUUGACUCAGUUUAUAAAUUUCCUUUAUGGGUUACAAGUUUAAUUUUAAUUUUUAGUAUAUUAUAUAAAUUUGUACAUCUUUAAAUUUAAUUCCAAUGGACUAGAAUGUUUAAUACAAAUCACAUAUUCUAUUAAGGAUAAUUUUUUAUUUUUCUCUACAUUAUAUUAAUAGAAAUUUGUCUUGCAUUGGUUUAAUUGGUUAAUUUAUUUUCUAAUUUUCAGCCGAGAUAAAACACAUUUAAAUGACAUUUUAACUGAAAACCAUGUUAACAUUCUACUCGAAUGCGCCAAUCUUGUUGAAGAUUCAUUGUGUAUAUUGAUAACAGCUGAAAAUACCGAUGGUAAUUUAAUACAGAGUUAAAACAAUAAUAAUUUAAAUUUUAUAAGAAUUGUAUUUACAGUUAUUGUUGAGGGCUUGAAAUGCCUGUGUAAUAUUGUGUACAAUUGUAAGACUGCACAAGAAGUGUGUUGUAGUAAUAAAACUGUUGACUGUAUUAUACUCAGAUUGAGAACAUAUUUCGAACAGAACAUUCCAUAUGUCAUUAAAUAUUUUGAUAUCAAACUUUUGUUUCUUCUGACUGCAUUAAAUAAAGAAAUAAGGUAUUUAAUAAUAUAUCUUUUUUUCUUUUUUUUUUAAAUAUAUAUUUAUUUAUAUCUUUUUUAUUGAUUUUCAAGAUUAAAAAUUACUGAAGAAUUGCAUGGAGUCACAUACCUUAUGGAAGUUUUAGAUAACAUAUUACGGGAUACUAUCGAUGAUGCUUGGAAAAAUAAUUCGUCUACCUUUCAGGUAUGCUAUUUUAUUUGCCGCAUAAAAGAAAAUAUCAAUAAUUUAUUAUACUGGGGAUGUUUGCAGGAAGAAAAUGUGUUGCUAAGCUGUGAGAUAUUAAAAACGUUGUUUAAUUUGACAGUGAUUCCGAACAAUGAAUCGUCCGAAGAAGAUGACUAUUCCAUUUGGAUUAGACUGAUUUCCAUACUACGUGAUUUACUUGUUACUUCAACUUUUGUCCCGAUAUUUCAAGACAAUAUUGUUUGGUAACUUAUUUUUUUUUCUGUAUGUGGAAUAUGAAGUAUAAUACUUAUAUACAAAUAAUUAAUUAUUAUUUUAUUAGCAAUGUUGUGAACUUGUUGACAAAUGUACCGCCAACCUGUUUGGAUCAACUGUUCGUUAAAAACCAUUGGUGUGAUGAUAUCGACGCUUUAAAAGUCAUAAUAGAUUUCCUCGACAGUAGAUUGUCUAAUACAGAAGUAUGACUUUUUAUUAGGUUUAAAAGAAAACAAUACAGUACAUUGUUUACUAUGGUGAUUUUAGAAUCCAGUUUAUGAAAAUAUUUCCCCUGCGUUGAUGGUUUUACUAAAAGGGUCGAGGUCUAUUGCGAAAUUUCGUUGUGAAGUCCGACAGCACAUUUUACCUCCGUUGAAAGAUGUUAUCAAUAGACCUGAACAAGGGAAUACAUUGCGUAAUAAAUUGUGUCGUUUGCUUACCACUCCCAAUGUAAGUCUACGUGACUUGGUUGCCGAACUACUAUUCGUUUUGUGUAAAGAAAAUGGUAUAUUAAACUAUAUUUGUUUGAUUAUUUAUUUGAAAUAGUAUGUUUAAUUUAAAUAUAAUCACAUGGUUUUUAGUGGGUCGUAUGAUCAAGUACACUGGAUUUGGGAACGCAGCUGGUCUAUUUGCGAACCGAGGAUUACUUUGUAAAACAUCAAAUCCAGAUUACUCGUCAAAUAGUGAAGACAGUGAUACAGAAGAAUACCUGACAUACAAAGACCAGUAAAUUUGUUGUUUAAUAAUAGUGUAUUAACACUUAAUAUAUACAAUUUUAUUUUUAUGAAAACCAUUUUAUUUAGAAUAAAUCCAGUUCUUGGUUGCUAUGAACCACCCAAACCUAAUCCAUUUGAGUGUAUGUCUGUCGAACAACAAGAGCAUGAAGUUAUGCAAUUAGUGUCCAAAAUGGAUAAACUCACUCGGUAAUGCCAAUGUUUAUAUUAUAACGUAAUUUAAAUUAUGAUUCUAUCAAUCUAUUUUAUUUUUUAGAGAAGGAGUAAUACAACCAUGCAAAAUUGGUGAUGACGGUCGUCCAAAACCCAUCGAACAUGUUCUUCAACUUCAAGAAGAAUUAAUGAGUCAUUUUAAUAACAUCAAAAAUAAAGAUAACCCAGAUGAUGGAAGUGAUUAAGUCAUUUAAAUAUACAUAUUUAUUAAUUUCAAUGAAAAAUGUAUACCUACUCAAACUUGAUACUUGCAUAGUACCUGUUUACUAAUUAAUAAUUAGCAAUAAGUUAACAAAAUUACUUAAUAGUAGAUUUGACCAGUCAAAAUUCUUUUUAGUUAAUUGACCGGUCAAGUAUGGUCAACUAAUGUCACAUUUUAUUUUGAUAAAAAUUAUAAAAUUAUCAUAUUCUUAAAUCUAAAAUACAUUUUACAAUUUAUAAUUUUUACUAGAAUUUUAUAGAGAAUAUUUUGAAAUUAUUAAAUAUUAUUUAUUCAACAGUGUUUAAUAAAUUAACAGUGUAGUCUGGACAAUAAAUUACCUAAAAUUAAUUUGUGGUUAAUUGACCAUAUUUUAACCAGUUAAAUUCUCUGUGUUAAUCUUAAAAAGUAGUUUUUCGGAGGUUUUUUUAAUAAGGCUGUUUUUAAUAAUGCAUUUAUAGUCUUAAUUAUUAAAAUUGAGUCAUUCGAAUUUGCCAUCUAGUAAAUUUAGUCAAGUAAAUUAUGCAACUAAAAUAACAUAGUUAGUAGAUUUUAUUAGACCAAAAGUUUAUCAUGCAUUAUAUCAAAUAAAUAAAUGUAAUGUUAUUUUUCACUUCAUUAUUUAUAUGAUUCUAACACCGUGACUUAAUUUUAACCUUUUAGAACCAUGAAAAUAAAUUACAUUUAUUAUUUAUUCAUAAUAGAAUUAUUAGUAUUGUUAGAGUAAACUAAUAAUACUACUAUUAGAACAACCAAUUAAUAUUGUUUUUGAAUAUUAUUGCUCAUUGUCUUGUAUAAGUACAAUAAUUGUAUUUAAAAUUUUAAAUAUGUCGUAACUUAAUUAUUCUUGUUAUUUUAUAUUUUUGUGCACUCUACUAAGCUUAUUUUAUUUAUUUUUCAUUUACAUAAUUUAUCUAUUCAUUUUAUACACGAUUAAUAUUUUAGUUUCUAGUCAAAUAAUUAGGUUUAAUGUACCUAAUUACUUUAAUUGUGUAUUUCUUUACGUAUUUAAUAAAGAUGUCAACCAAACAUUUUACAGGGUUCAAUGAAAUGGAUCAAUAUUAAUUUAUUAAUAAAAAAUAUAGCAUAAUAUGUCUAUAAUUUUUUAAACAAUCAAACAAAUUUUAAUUGUUAUUUCAAAAAACAUACUUAAAAAAAUAUAUUUACCUGAUAUUAUUGUAUUAAAAAUAUUAUAAUUAAUCAUUCAAUAUACACAUACACAAUGAUCUGUAAAUUCUUAAACUAUUAUACAAAUCUAAUAUUCUAAACUCCUCUUACCUAAAUAAUUAAUUAGAUUUAUACUGUAUAAACACUAUAUAACUAAAUCUGAUAUUUAUUAUAUUCAUGACGUGUUUUCAAAAUAGUAUAUAAGUUUUAAAGUUUGCAAUUUAAGAUUGUUUUUCAAAUUAAAUAACUUCUGUAUGUGAACAAAUUAUUUUAUUUCAGUAUUAUUCAACAGUAACAUCAACUAAAUAAACUACAAAUAUACAGUAAAGUAAAGCUAUUGAAUUGAAUUAAAACUUAUCUCAAAUCUUUUAAUAACGUUAUGUUUUCAUUACUAUCUAAACUAUUAAUUUUAUUAUCUGGCCAAUAAUCGUCGGAUUUUCGUUCACGAUAGUUGUAUUUUAUAUAAUCCGGCUUCUCCUUGCAUAUGGAUAAGUAUGCUUCACAAAUUCGACCAAAAUCGCUGACAGUUAAUUGAAACGGCCUCGAGUCUGGUUCUAUUCCUGCGGUGGUUAACAAUUCCUUAGAAAGUUGGUCUCUGACUGGUUUUGGAAAAAGAGUCCU